Molecule: messenger RNA, 5025 nt
Organism: Syngnathoides biaculeatus (alligator pipefish)
Lineage: Eukaryota; Metazoa; Chordata; Actinopteri; Syngnathiformes; Syngnathidae
Product: cytosolic phospholipase A2 zeta-like
Exons: 26
Coding region: 491-3088 (865 amino acids)
Biological process (GO): glycerophospholipid catabolic process; potassium ion transmembrane transport
Cellular component (GO): membrane; cytosol
Molecular function (GO): calcium ion binding; calcium-dependent phospholipid binding; potassium channel activity
Source: RefSeq, a predicted model, not a curated record
GUGGGUGGAGCCACGUCUCCGUGAUGAAAAUAAUACUGCAGUUCCGGACAAAGCUGCUCGUGGCUUGUUGUAAUUCCAAUUCGUCCAUUUUGUUGGUGAUGGAUCUUACAUUGGUUAAAAAGAUGCUUGGAAAUACAGAAUGAGACCGUCUCUUCCUGGACACUGUGUGUCACCAUACUGAGGGGAGAAAACAUUUGCUCAUCAGAGUUUUGGUCAGAGUCUGAUUGCUAUGUCACCCUAAGUCUCCCACCUGCAAUUGUUUUCAAGACAAAUACUGUGGCCAACAACAAAGACCCAGAAUGGAACCAAAGCUUUAACUUCAGACUCCACAAUAAUCUGCAGCAAUACUUGGAACGGGCCUUUCAACUUCGGAUCGUGCCAGUGCUUCUUCUUUAAGGUGGAUUUCAUCACCCAGUUGCCUGCCACCACCAGUUUUUGAUCCUGUUGGGAAGUAAUACCACUUUCUGAUUGUCUCUCUCACAGUGCACCUAUGAGGAAAAUUUCAGACCCCUCAAUGAUUUCUAAGUGGGAGAACUUGCAGUAUAGCAGGGGGUUCAAAUACGUAUUUUCUUCACUUGAUACUGAAAACCUUGAGUCAUCUGGUUGGUCAUUUUGGACUGCAAUUAUUUUGAACACUACUGUAGUCCAUGUCCAACUGUACCCGGGAGAACUUGAAGUUCAGAAAAUGAAUGGAAAACUUUGGAUUGCCAUGGAGCUGAAGGAAAGGAAAGUUUCUGCUCCUUCGAAAGGCCUUCAUUUUGGGAAAGAAAUUGUUUCUUACUGGAAAUUAAAUGUUACAAUACUAAAAGCCAAAACAAGCUCUUCUAAAGAUUACUUUUCAGAGUCAGACUACUAUGUCACUCUUUGUCUUCCUACGGCGACUGCAAGUGCUUUCAACACGACAACAGUGCACAAUAAAUGCAAUCCAGAGUGGAAUGAAACAUUCACCUUCAGAAUCCCCUCCCAUCUGAAAAAUGUUUUAGAGAUCAAGUUACACGACGAGGACCCCGUUUCACACGAUGAUCACAUUUCAACCGUUCUGUUUGAUCUCAGCAACCUCACGUUUGGGAAGAAAGAAAGAAUUGCAUUCAACUUAAAUUCUGAGACAAAAGACUACAUUUUGAUUCAGUUUGAGAUGAUCCACAGUGAGGAGCCCUCGUGUGACUAUCUCAGUAAUGGCAUCCUCCUGGCUGCCCCAUUCACUGUUUUGGACAUCAGUGUUGACAACCUUCUCAACAAUUCUGAUUUUCUGGGCAAAAUUCUCAAGCUUCAUGGUGCCUAUCCUGAGAAUCAGAGUUUCUCGGCGAAGGAACUCACCAAGCUCAGAUUCUACAUUAACAGAGAUUUGGAAACUGAACUUGGAGUGGCAUCUUCUGCUGUUGAUCCCACCUCAAGUUCUACAAGACUUCAACCACUUCCACCUGAACAUACUAGCAAAGUGUCCCUUGUCAUUGAUAAAGAUACAGUAGAUUUAAUUGUGGAGACACAUGAAUGCGUUGAUGACCAAAUUGCAGUUCAUCUGGAUUUUGACAUUCCACAGCAAGAGAAAGAGUAUUUGAAGAAGAGAAAGCUCAUUGUCAGGGAGAAUAUGCAAAAGCUCUUUGGCCUUGACUCUCCACCAUCACUGGACCAGGUGCCAACUAUAGCAUUAGUGUGUUCAGGAGGAGGAUCCAGAGCAAUGACAGGCUUGUUUGGAAGUUUAAAGAGCCUGAAAGAAAUAAAUGUCCUCGAUACUGUCUCUUAUAUCACAGGAGUGUCUGGAUCUACUUGGGCUAUGACCGCCUUGGGACAACAUGAAAGUUGGUCACAAGAUGGUAUAGACAGUACCAUCGCUGAAAUAAGAAAAGAGAUAUCGAAGGAUUUACCGAGUGCAUUCUCUCUGGAAAAACUGGAAUACUACAAACAAGAACUAGAAGAAAAAAAUAAUGAAGGCCAUAUAUUGUCACAUACUGAUGUAGGAGGCCUGAUGUUUGAACAUUUCAUUUUUGGCAAGAAAAUUACAAGUACCCUCUCCGAGCAGCAAAAGACAAUAAAUCAAGGUCAAAACCCUUUUCCCAUAUACACUGCUGUCAAUAUGAAGGAGAAGACGGGCUGUGAACCUGAAGCUGAAUGGUGCGAAUUUACCCCCUAUGAAGUUGGCUUUCAAAAGUAUGGAGCGUUUGUCCGAGCUGAAGACUUUGGGAGUCAGUUCUUCCUUGGUCAUCUCGUCCAAAAACUUCCAGAAGUUCGUAUCCCUUAUCUGAUUGGAAUAUGGAGCAGUUUCUUUUCCGUCAACCUGGCGCAAUUAUUCCAAAUCGUAACUGGAAAGUCCCAGUCCAGACCAGACACCCAAGAAACAGAGCCUGAAAAUGAGUCGACACUUGAUACGCAGCUCAUUGAUCAAUCCACAGCUGUCUCAACAUUCGUCAGUGACUGCAUGAGGAAUCGCCCAAUUAGUUCUAAAGUAUACAAUUUCAUGAAUGGUCUCUUUCUCCAUUCAGACUACAACACAAAUAGCAACUUUAUAGCCUGGAAAGAAACCCACCCUGAUGCCUUUCCAAACUUAUUAACACCCAGCGACUCCAUUCUUCAGCUUGUUGAUUCUGGUCACGCCAUCAAUAUUGGCUGUCCCCCUAUCCUGCGCACAGAGAGAGAAGUGGAUGUAAUAAUAGCUUUGGAUAAUUCCUGGCACCCAGACAACAUCUUCAAGGACAUAAAGUUGACAGCAGUUUACUGCAAAGACCAUGACAUCCCCUUCCCCAACAUUGACUUCAAUGCUAUGGAAGGUGAACCUUGCAGAGAGGUUUACAUCUUUGAAGAUAAAGACAAUCCCAGGGCACCAAUCGUGAUUCACUUCCCACUUGUCAAUAAUUCAUUCAGACAUUUCAAACAACCAGGUGUGAAGCGUGAGACUGCAGAAGAAAUAAAAGCUGGAGAGGUGGAUGUGUGCAGCAGCAAUUCUCCAUACACCACUGACAAUAUUUCCUAUACAGAAGAGAAUUUUGACUCUUUUGUGAAUUUAACUGCCUAUAAUGUUGCCAACAACAAGGAAAGCAUAAUUGAAACGUUGCAUAAGGUCUUGAAAUCUAAAAUGUCAGGAGAGAUAUAGGUUGAAUACUCCUGUGAAAGUUUAAGCUUCCUUCAUUUCUUAAAAUUACUACAAUAUAUUCAAAAUCAAAUUAAAUACUAGAUAUUCUGAAAUACAGUACUGUGACAAAGUCUUUGUCCACCACACUGCAAAAAUGCAAAAUAUUGCCAAGAAUAUUACUUCUAAUCAAAACUCAUCUGAUUGCACUUAAAAUAAGACUCAUCAUCUAAAAAGUAACCUUUUUUCGACAAUUUUCUCAUCUUUAACUUUUACUUGUAAUAUGUAGAAAAGAACAUCCCUAGUGGAUUAUUCCACUCUUAAUAACUCAUAGGUGUGAAUGUUUACCUACUGUAUAUCCACACUGCCAAUGAGUGGAUAAAACAAUGAUCCCAUACCAUAAGCAUAAUGACAUAACUCAUCUAUUCGGCAUCUUCACUUUCACUUUUGUUAAUAGUUUGGCAAUAGUGUGUGACAGUAGUACUAGGACCAAAUGAGUCCCAAUUCAAACUCACAAGUCUGGUUGGAAAAAAAUAAAUCCUGAAUCAUAAUUCUCACUUUUCAAUGAAAAUGAAUUAAAACUUCAUACUUUAUUCUGACAAGCACUGUAAUGCUCCUCACAACCAUCGCCAUUUUGACUUAUUGUGCAGCGCUUCUGUGCAUGUAUGCAUUGUGGCAUCACUGAGACCUCCAUGCAGUUUAAACAUAAAUAAAUAUACGAAUAAAUAAAGGGCUAUCCGCUGACGGAGGCUUGGGACCUAGGGACCUAAAUUACCCAUAGGUGUGAAUGUGAGUGCGUAUAGCUGUUUGUUUCUAUGUGCCCUUCAAUUGGUUGGCGACCAGUUCAGGAUGUACCCUGCUACUCACCUAAAGAUAGCUGGGAUAGGCACCAGCAUGCACAGGACACUUGUUCGGAAAAACUUUACAGAAAAUUGUUGGAAGAAAGGGGACAAUAUAACAAAAGAAGGGUGACUUGACUUUUUCUUUUAUAUAUAUAAGACAGGGAAAUCCUUUUGAGAUUUGGAUAUCACAUUUAGAAUGCUAAUGCAUUCUAUAAAAUAAGGCAAACCUGUCUGGCUAGUGGGGUUAACUUCAGGUAAUAAUUUCAGAUACAAAUCUUCAUUAAAGAAUUAAUCACACAUUUGACAAAUACUUUUAGUUCCCCUUCAAUCUUUAAUUUUCAUGGAGCAAGACAUUUAAGAUGAUUCUAUAUUUCUGACUGCAUGGGUCAGUAGGCAAAACAAAGCCGUAAAGUUGUGAUUAAAUGAGCUUUUGGUGUCGAAGAAAUUUACUGACAACCCCAUCAAACAUUGGAAUGAAAUGAGCUGAGUUUGGAACCCAACAUCAUUGACCUUACCAAAGGUCUCAUGCAUGCACUCCCCGAAAAAAGAAAGUGUUUGACAAAGUUUGAAGUAAACAAUUUUCCAACCAACGUACUCUUAUUCUUUCGUUGUCAGUUCCCUUAAAAAUCCUACUGCCCUUGUCUGGGAUAAAGCAAAUGGCCUGGAGGUGGUGAUUUGUAGGCAGUUUAUUCUUUUUUAUUGGUUUAUCUUCACAUUUAGAUGGUUUGUCAUGAAUAUUUUAUUAGGUUCUGGUGAAUAAUAUCAAGGUAAAAUGACUAUCAAUGGUCAAAUUUCUAUAGAUUAAAUGCUUAUGAAGAUGUGCAGGAAGAUAUUUUGGCAAUAAAAAAUAGAAUAGAUUAAUUUCCUUGAAUUUUCCAUUCAAAUCGACAAAACAGAAUCGCUAGUUUCCUCUGUUACUUAAAAAACAUUAACAGUAGCAAUAAAAUACUCACUGCUAUGCCAACUUUUUUCAUUCAGUCAGAACAUAAAUUCAACUUGCCACUUACAAGUUGAUUUUACCGGAUAUACUUUAUUUAGUUAGUUUGUGUCAUGUUGUCAUGGAACCAAUGACAUGUAGUUCAAUAAAGGCUUGUGCAUCAGCAUUAACUUGAGGUUUUU